Molecule: messenger RNA, 1068 nt
Organism: Cuscuta epithymum
Lineage: Eukaryota; Viridiplantae; Streptophyta; Magnoliopsida; Solanales; Convolvulaceae
Source: the annotation of a GenBank genome assembly
AAAUAAGCCGAGAGAAAUAGGUAACUUCUCCCUAUUAUUCGGCCACACGUUGGAGUUCUUUGAUGGGAAGAACUCGAUAAAUAGCAGCGGCACUUUGGCUCUUGUUUUCAUCCCCGAGUCUGCUCCUCACUAUCAGUAUACACACCAUCAAAUUGAGUGAAGAGAAGGGCUUGGAAGAGCAAAACAAGUAGGGCAGUGGGCUGUGUUCUUCAAGGAAAUGGCUGGAGUUGUUCAACCUGCGAAUGUUUCUGAUAUGAAAUGUGACAUUCCCGAAUUAAGGGGUGAUAACUAUAAGGUUUGGAAGGAGCGCGUUCUCCUUCAUUUGGGCUGGAUGGACAUUGACUAUGCUAUAAGGAAAGACGAACCACCGGCUAUAACGACCAAAAUAUCUGCUGGUAUCCGUGGUUCUGUCGAUCAGAAUACUAAAGUCAAGGACCUUUUGAAGGCUAUUGAUGAGCAAUUUGCUACAUCGGAUAAGGCCCUUGCCAGCACCUUAAUCAUACAGUUCUCAACCAUGAAGCUUACUGGGAUAAGAGGCGUGCGUGAACACAUCAUGCGCAUGAGGGACAUAGCGGCUCAGUUGAAAGCUUUGGAGGUAACCAUGUCGGAUGCUUUUCUGGUUCACUACAUCAUUUACACUCUUCCACACCAAUAUGCUCCUUUUAAGAUCUCCUACAACACACAUAAGGAAAAAUGGUCAAUUAAUGAGCUACUGACCAUGUGUGUUCAGGAGGAGGAGAGGUUGAUGAUGGAAGAGGGUGAGCGGGUGAACUUGACUGUCCAUGAAAAGAAAAAGAAGGAUCAUGCCAAAGGUAAAGGCAGCAUCCCUCCAAAGGCAGUCAUUAAGAAAGAGUCAAAGUGUUUCUUUUGUAAGAAAAAGGGACACAUGAAGAAAGAAUGCUCUAAAUUCAAGAGCUGGCUCGAAAAGAAAGGGUAUGGAAAACCUAAGGAAACCAGUGGCAAGUGAACAAUGCAUCUAUUCAGGAGGAAGAAUAAGUUCACAUGUUGAAGCCAUUGGGACAUGCAAUUUAGUUUUAAGCAGCGGUUUUAUUUUACGAUUGGAAAAGA